Stegodyphus dumicola is the source of this 978-nucleotide messenger RNA. RefSeq names its product 3-hydroxyacyl-CoA dehydrogenase type-2-like. Gene Ontology annotation, molecular function: estradiol 17-beta-dehydrogenase [NAD(P)+] activity. Gene Ontology annotation, biological process: androgen metabolic process; estrogen metabolic process; fatty acid metabolic process. Lineage: Eukaryota; Metazoa; Arthropoda; Arachnida; Araneae; Eresidae. Gene Ontology annotation, cellular component: mitochondrion. The record is from RefSeq and is a predicted model, not a curated record.
AUCACACAUAUCGCUCACCUCCAAGAAACCGCCUAGACAUAAUAGUCUGACCAAGAGAAUUUAUUUGUGUAGAAGGACAUGGUGACAAUGACACAUUAAUGUUUUAAACAAACAAGCAGAACACAUGGCUUGUUACCGGGGUUUGAAAGAUCUUGUAGCUUUAGUAACUGGUGGAGCAUCAGGUUUAGGCCGAGCUACAGCUGAGAGAUUCAUCCAGCAAGGUGGAAAAGUAGUGAUAUGUGAUCUACCUACAUCAGCAGGAGACGUUGUAGCCAAAACUUUGGGCGAAAAUUGUACCUUUUCGGCUGCUGAUGUUUCAUCUGAGUUCGAUGUAAAAAGUACUUUAGAAGCAGUGAAAUCCAAUUUUAAAAAGUUAGAUGUAGUUGUUAAUUGUGCUGGACUUAGUGUUGCUUUCAAGAUUUAUAAUUUCCUUCAGGACAGACCCCACAGAUUAGCAGAUAUGGAAAAAAUAAUGAAAGUAAAUACUACUGGAACAUUUAAUGUUAAUAGAUUAGCUGUUGAAUUAUUGGCAAAAAAUGAACCAAAUGAAGAUGGGCAGAGAGGUGUAAUAAUUAACACCUCAGGUAGCUCUGCAUUUGAAGGUUUCAUAGGUCAAAGUGUGUUUUCUUCCUCUGCACAUAGUAUUGUUUCCAUGACUUUACCAAUGGCUCGAGAUCUUGCAUCAAAAGGCAUACGUUGUUGUACUAUAGCUCCAGGUUUUAUGGAAACAGAAUUAACAGGUACCCUUCCACCUGAAGUUGUCAAUUUUAUCAGCGAUACGACUCCUUUUCCGAAGAGGUUUGGGAAGCCAGAAGAAUUUGCUCAUUUGGUUCAAUGUAUAAUAGAAAAUCCUAUGUUAAAUGGAGAAACUUUAAGGUUAGAUGGAGGAGUGAGAUUUCAUUUGUAGUUUCUAAAAACCGUUAUUACAUGUAAAUUUUUAAAUAUUUCAUUAAAUCAUCAUUAAGGAUUCAGUAUAUA